Molecule: messenger RNA, 1439 nt
Organism: Hylaeus volcanicus
Lineage: Eukaryota; Metazoa; Arthropoda; Insecta; Hymenoptera; Colletidae
Product: NF-kappa-B-repressing factor
Exons: 7
Coding region: 141-1349 (402 amino acids)
Molecular function (GO): nucleic acid binding
Source: RefSeq, a predicted model, not a curated record
AAUAACUCCGAAUUCAGAGUGCACAUGCGUUUUCUAAAGAUGGAUCAACGUGAAGAUAGCCAAAAGUAGUUUGGCUUCUUAUCACCGUGUCAGGUUAUAUUUUAAUCUUGUCGUUGAAAACAUAUGAUAUUCGAAUAAGAAUGAGCUCAGAAGAUGAUUGGGACGUGGAACAGCACAAAACGGAGCACGAGUGCGACGAACAUUGGGAACUUAGACGGAAAUUUCUAUUAGCCCAUAAAGAUAAAUUUCCAGAAGACGAGCUUGUUUGUUUGGCACAAGUAUUUACUAAUGUCGAGUUACUCGGUUGUAGAUAUCCUAAAGAAACGAUGCAGUUAAUAGCAGAACUAGCUCGAGACAUCGUCGAAGAUUACAGAGAAAGACAAAAAAAGAAAUUACAAAGAACGUUUGUAAAAGCUUCCGAUGCUGCUAGUUCAAAGGUUAAAGGUAUACCUAAGAACUGUGAGUUCUACGGACUGACUGCUACAACAUCUACCAAUAAAACCAAAGCACAAAUAAAAAAUGCAAGAUCGCCUAGUAAUUUUAAAGAUAACAAAGUAUCCACAAAAAGGAUAAAACUCCGUGAUACUCCCUUUGGUGAUAUGGUGUUGGUAGAGAGGCCGGAUGAUACGCCGCAAAAUAUAAUUGCUUGCGCAGUGAAUGCAUCAGGAGGAAACAUAGAAUGGAAAAUUGAUAGAACAGGUGAAUCUUGUAAAUGCAGUAUUUUUAUAAAUUCAAAACCAUUGACAGAAGCUUGUAGCUCUAAUCGAAAGCAAGCAAAGAAAGAGGCAUCCAUUGUUGGAUUACGCGAACUACAGAAACAUUAUUAUACAAUUAAGAUUAAACAUAAUAUAAAGACAGACGCAAAAAUAACGACGACAUUGCUAAAAAGUGCAACAACGGACGAAUCAAUUUCCGACGACAACAUUGGAAAAAAAUUAAUGAAGUUAAUGGGUUGGGCUGGUGGUGGUCUAGGCAAAUCGCAACAGGGAAUCGUCGAACCUGUCACUAUUAAACAACAAAUUAGCAGAGAUGGUUUAGGGUUAAAAUCCAAUAGCGGUACCGUGAAUGAUUUACGAAUGAAAUCUAGAGAGGUUAUGAGGAAGUUUCUUGCGAGCGACAUGAGCAACGAUUUAAUAUUUUCAUCCGAUUUUUCAAACGACGAAAGAGCAACGAUCCACCAGAUUGCAAGACAAUUAGGUUUGAAAUCCCACAGUUACGGUCCUAAAACUAAACGAACGUUAGUGAUUUCUCGUAAAAUAGACGUUCGAGAUUUGGUCGAAGAAUUGAGAAAUCUCGGAGGAGUCACAAAUAAAUACAAGUUAAUCGAACCAACUGAAAAUCUAAACUGAAAUAUAUAUAUGUUUCGUAAUAUAUUUUACCUCCAUGAUAUUAUCAUGUAUUAUAAUAUUUUUAUGGUUAAAAUAAAUAUUCGAAUGAAA